GCCUCAGCAUCAAUCACUAUGGAUUCAAUUCUCUACCUUGUCGCAAGAGCCGUCGACGAGAAUGGCAUUGACUCGGAUCACAUCGAUGUGAAUACUACGGACCCACUCAAGAUCGCGAUGUCAAGGAAAUACUGCAAAGUCGGCUCAUGUCCAGAGUCGUGGCAGGUCAUCGAAUAUCGACCCAAUAUUGCAGGAAACGUGAUCUACAUGCUCCUUCUACUCGCGCUUUUCGGUGGACAGUUGUGGUUCGGCGUCCGAAACAAGACAUGGUCGUUCAUGGGCACCAUGUGUGCUGGCGUGCUUGGAGAGGCCGUGGGAUACGUCGGCCGCAUCAUGCUCAAUCUCAAUCCUUUCAGUAUGAACAACUUCCUUGUUAAUCUUAUCCCACUUACUAUCGCGCCAGCUCUCCUAACUGCCGGCAUCUAUCUCUCCUUCGGUCGUGUCAUCGUCGCUAUCGGUGCCGAAAACUCGAGGUUGAAACACAAGAUGUAUACCUACAUUUUCGUCGGCUGUGACCUGCUCGCUCUCGUCCUCCAGGCUAUCGGAGGUGGUAUGGCCGCGACUGCCAAAGACAGUCAAGGUUCGAGGAAGGGUGUUGACAUAAUGAUUGCUGGCCUUAUCUCCCAGGUUAUCACCAUGACUCUCUUCCUCAUUUUGUGGGCCGACUUCGCCAUCCGUGUACGACGUGCGAAGAUCUCAGGAAGCUUGUUGCCCAGUCAGCCGCCUCUCUACAAACACCUUCGCUCUACGAAAAACUUCACCUUCUUCCAAUGGAGCCUUUUUGUCGCGACCGUACUCAUCUAUAUCCGCUGUAUAUAUCGUGUCGCCGAGCUCUGGGACGGCUUCAGUGGUGACCUCGCCAACCACGAAGCUACAUUCAUGAUCUUUGAAGGGCCGAUGAUCAUCCUUGCAGUGGCUGCGUUAACGGUUUUCCAUCCUGGUCGUGCGAGAUUUGCAGGAAGAGCAUCGAAGUUGGAAAAGCGCAGCGCCAGUGGCAUGGUCUUUGGGAUUACCGGCUGCGAGAGACCUUAA
Messenger RNA from Alternaria alternata, 1032 nucleotides. RefSeq names its product RTA1-domain-containing protein. The record is from RefSeq and is a predicted model, not a curated record. NCBI's taxonomy places the organism in Eukaryota, Fungi, Ascomycota, Dothideomycetes, Pleosporales, Pleosporaceae. The coding region runs from base 19 to 1032 and encodes 337 amino acids. Gene Ontology annotation, cellular component: plasma membrane; fungal-type vacuole. The transcript is spliced from 3 exons.